Messenger RNA from Gavialis gangeticus (Gharial), 2123 nucleotides. RefSeq names its product abhydrolase domain containing 13 (gene ABHD13). Bases 249 to 1262 code for a protein of 337 amino acids. Gene Ontology annotation, cellular component: membrane. Gene Ontology annotation, molecular function: palmitoyl-(protein) hydrolase activity. Lineage: Eukaryota; Metazoa; Chordata; Crocodylia; Gavialidae. The transcript has 2 exons. The record is from RefSeq and is a predicted model, not a curated record.
CCGUUUCUGGGGGCUGUGGCCUCGUCUCCUGCCCCCGGAAGCGGAAGUGGGGGCACAGCUGCGGUCCCGGAAGCGGCGGGGCCCCGGGGAGCGACGCCCGUCUUGGUCCUAGCGGUGGCGACGGCGGCGGGGGAGGAUGAGGCGCAGGGGCUCCGGCGAGCCGGAGUGCAGCCGUGGGGGCGGCCCGGCCGCGCAGUGCGCCUGAGGCAGUGGGAUACGUAUGGACUGAAAGAUCACUGACUACUACAAUGGAAAAGUCAUGGAUGCUUUGGACCUUUAUUGAAAGAUGGCUGCUAGCUUUGGCUUCAUGGUCUUGGGGUCUCUGCCGUAUUUCUCUCUUACCUUUGAUAGUAACUUUUCAUUUGUAUGGAGGCAUUACAUUACUUAUGUUAAUAUUUGUAUCAAUAGCAGGUAUACUAUAUAAAUUCCAGGAUGUACUACUUUACUUCCCUGAACAGCCCUCUUCAUCACGUCUUUAUGUUCCUAUGCCUACUGGUAUACCACAUGAAAACAUCUUCAUCAAAACCAAAGAUGGAGUUCUUCUCAAUCUUAUUCUGCUGAGAUAUACCGGAGACAAUGCAGCAUAUUCUCCUACUGUCAUUUAUUUUCAUGGAAAUGCAGGCAACAUUGGUCACAGGUUACCAAAUGCUUUGCUGAUGCUGGUAAACCUGAAAGUAAACUUACUGCUGGUUGAUUAUAGAGGUUAUGGGAAAAGUGAAGGAGAAGCAAGUGAAGAAGGUCUCUACUUAGAUUCUGAGGCUGUACUAGACUAUGUGAUGACUAGAUCUGAUCUUGAUAAAACAAAAAUCUUUCUCUUUGGCCGUUCCUUAGGGGGAGCAGUGGCUGUUCAUUUAGCUUCUGAAAAUUCCCAUAGAAUUUCUGCCAUAAUGGUGGAGAACACAUUCCUUAGCAUCCCACACAUGGCCAGCACUUUGUUUUCUUUCUUUCCAAUGAGGUAUCUUCCUUUGUGGUGCUACAAAAAUAAAUUCCUGUCAUACAGAAAAAUCUCUCAGUGCAGAAUGCCUUCUCUUUUCAUCUCUGGGCUGUCUGAUCAGUUAAUUCCUCCAGUUAUGAUGAAGCAGCUUUAUGAAUUAUCCCCGGCUCGGACUAAGAGAUUGGCAAUUUUUCCAGAUGGAACUCAUAAUGACACUUGGCAGUGCCAGGGUUAUUUCACUGCACUUGAACAGUUCAUCAAAGAAGUUAUAAAGAGUCAUUCUCCUGAAGAAAUGGCAAAAACAUCAUCUAACGUAACAAUAAUAUAAUCGAUAUUCUUUUUCUGAUUAAAUUGCACUGUACCUUGAUUUGUGAAAAGUGGUAAAAGAAUGUCCAUUUUUAAAUGUAUAUUAUGUCUGUACUUGCCUAAUGAGCAGAAUUAAACUUGGAAAGGUCUAAUACUUUAUUAUGACGUUCCAGGUAGUUUUUAUAUUUUGCAACAUUGUAACUGAGUGAACAUUUCUACAUGUCUUUCCCAUACCUUUUUAUAUGUUUGUUCAUAUCUUCCAUUUGUUCAGUAUAUACAAUGGAAGCUAUUAAAAUUUUGUUACUACAUUAGUACAAAUGACAUUAGGUUGAGAUAACAGGAGGCUCUUCAGUAUUCUCUGCUGUGUGUAUCGGCUAAUUGGACAAUCAUGGUUAGCAAAAUAUGUUCUGUAACAUUUCUAAGAUUUACCUUAAGUAUACCAUGCAUGGUAGUGUUUUAUUCCUUGCGCUGUUAUUGAAGAUGGAGACUUUUUUAAUGUGCUAAGUCAUGUAAAUAGCAUUCAUGAUAGAGAAAUAAUUCAGGAUCAUAUAUGCAUAAGUGUAAUCUAUUUUUAUGAUGAUAUAUAUAUUACAAAUCAGAGGUCAAAAAGAAAAGCUACUUUUCCUAUAUUCAUUUCAGUAUCUCUAUUUUAGUAGCAUCUAUAAAGUCAUACCAAUUACACAGAGGCAGAUAGUUUUUGUUCAGAAUAGUUUGCAUUCAGAAAAAGAAAACUGGCACAAAAGGGAUAAAAUGUACAAUCCAGGUAUAACUUGCUAAACUGACUGUUCCCACUUCUUCUUAACCAUUGUUAGUUGGAUGUGCUUCUGAUUGACAUUAUAUAAAGCAUCAGAUCAGUUCAGGUAUGGGUGCCUAAAGUGGAAGG